AUGCCGCGAGAAGAUCGAUCCGGAGAGUUCACCGGCGUCUUGGGCUUCUUCAUCUGUACUUGUACCCUGCUAGUGCUGCUUCGAUGCUACUGCAAGCUGGUCCUCGUGAAGAACUUCGCGGCCGAUGACUACUUCUCUAUCCUUACCCUGGUAUCCUUUUUAGUCUUUUGUACCUCCGCGUUGCUAGGUCUCCAAAAUGGAACCGGGAAGCGACGAUAUCUCAUCCCGGACGAAAAGUACCCCAUCGGCAUGAAGUGGUGGUGGACUUGCGAGCCCACAUAUGUUGUUACGAACAUCUUCCUCAAGAUGAGCAUAGGCAUCUUCCUGCUCCGCAUCGCCCAGGAUAGAACUCAUCGCACCAUUCUUUGGAUCGCCCUUAUCGUCAUCCAAGUAUACAGCGUGUACUUCUUUUUCGUCUUCACCUUCCAAUGCUGGCCCGUCUCGUUCUUCUGGGAACAGUUUCGCGGCGGCAAAGGAACCUGCAUUCCCUCCAAGUUCGUCGUGAACUCGUUUUACGGCUACUCUGCAUUGUCCUGUGUCACGGACUGGACAUUCAGUAUUGUUCCAAUCUUCAUCGUGCACAAUUUGCAAAUGAAUAAGAGGAAGAAGAUGACGGUGGCUGUUGUACUCGCUUGCUGCGCCAUCGGCUCCACCGCGACAGUCGUCCGCAUCCCGUUCAUAAGCGGUCUCAACGAUAUACCCGAUUUCCUCUACUCUACUACCGACGUCGCAAUCUGGUCCACCUGCGAAACCGGAAUCGGUCUUGCGACCUCCGCCGCUGCCACUCUCCGCCCCUUGCUCCGCCAGGUGUUUGGUGAAAUGUCGACGCAUGAUAGCACCUCUCGCAAG
Alternaria rosae is the source of this 849-nucleotide messenger RNA. RefSeq lists its product as uncharacterized. The transcript has 3 exons. NCBI's taxonomy places the organism in Eukaryota, Fungi, Ascomycota, Dothideomycetes, Pleosporales, Pleosporaceae. The annotation marks the transcript as partial. The record is from RefSeq and is a predicted model, not a curated record.